ACAUCAAGAAGCGCAACCCAAUACAGUAAGCACGACGCUGUACGGCAUGCAAAGCGCAUAAAUGCAAAAAGAUGAUGGAAGCUUUGGAACAGCAUCAAACAAAGAGCAGGCCUAACAAUGAGCCCCAUGAGGGCGAGACGGAAACGACGCCGGCUACCAGUGAAGAGGAUGACACAACAGAAGAGCACAUCAAUGUGUGCGACCUGGAAGAGAAGGAUAAAAGGAAUAGCUCUUCACGAGAGCUGAACCUAAAAGUCGAGCAGCAUGAUCGACAAAGUCCUCAAGAGAAUGGACGGGACACUGAAGAGUCGGAGGAGCCAGCAUUUCCAAUGGCAAACAGCGUAAACGAGUCGAUUGAGCACCCAUCUGAAAGUAGUCUGAAAGUAGAAUGUGCAGUGGAAGAAAAAACUGCUGAGAGUGACGAUCUUAAUGAGGAGCCCUCCACAUCACAUGAUGCUACGAAAUGCCUAGUCGACAUAAAAGUUGAGCAGGCGAGUCCCAUACUUGCGGCCAAUGUCAACGAUGAUUGCGAAUCCUGCUUCUCGGAUAAGCCAAAUAGCUCUCCAAACCAACAAGAUGACCAACAGAAUGGGGAGUUAGGAGGAAUGGACUCGCCGGAGAUGGGAGUGAAUGCUGAAACUACUUCGAUUAAUGAGUUAUUUUUAACAGAUCAAGUAAAAGUUGAGGAUAAAAGCCCGCUACCAUCAGUUAUGACAGAUGAAGAAGGCUUCUCGCCGCCUGUGAUUAAAGUGAUUGCUGAGAACUCUCCAAGUGAUGUUGAAGAAAUCUCAUUACUUAGGCAGAUUCCGACAGAAGAUAAUUGUACACAUAAGGUGAACGUGACUGAGGAAACGUCAACUUCGCCUCUCAGGAUGCAGGAGGAGGAAAGAUCCUCAUCAUCAUCUUCAACUGCGUUAAAAAUCUCCGAAAAUAUUAAAAUAGAAAAUCGAGAGGCAGUAGACUAUGCAGAAGGUGAAAGAGAUGAAGAAUUCCACAGUGAAAAGGAGGAAACAGAGGAGGAGAAAGAGGAAGCAUCUUCACCAGUGUAUAAAAUUGAUGAAGUUGAUAGGGAAAUGUCUCCACCUGCAAAGGCUACAACACUACCUGUCUAUAAAAUCAAUGAUCUUUCCCCCGCCAGCAUACCUGAUGAUGAGGAAUCCUCACAAGACUUUGAUUCUGAAAUUAAAAUUGAGGAAACCACUCCAAAGUUGCCAGAACCUGAGCGCGAAGUGCCCAUGGAAAUAAUUAAAAUCGAAUCUGAUUCCGAGGAUGAAGACGUUGAGGUAGAAUCGGAGAACGUCGUAGAUGAAAUUUAUGGUAGUCGUACAGCUGAAGAUGACGUCCAGAUGAAGCCAGAGAUUCAGCAAAGUGAUCAUCUGAUUAAGGAAAGACAAGCAAUUGAAGUGCUACCCAAAGUAAAAAUAAAUGGGGCUCAUGUAACAGUCGAGGAAUUGCAGUUGGCAGAGGAAUCUGAGCGGGAAGAAGAGCAAGCUCAGAUUACAGUGCAACAGUCUGUGAUAGAAAAUGAGAACGACGAACCGCAGCAGCAGGAACAGGAGCAGGAGGUGCCGCACCAACUGACCAGGAGAAGCAGUACCAGCAGCUCCGAUAGUUCCGCAUCGCAGCAAUUGGUCAUAGAUCAGCCCGAGAGCGAGCAGCAGAGCAAACAGCAGCCGCAAAUGGACGAGCCGGUCCAAGAUGGGGAAAUGUUGCUAGCAAUGAAGCGCAGGCGCAGCUGCAGCAACAGCGGAAGGAACGGGGCGGACAACGGCGAUAUCAACAGCAAGCAUCUGUGCAUAGAAGAGAAGCAGCAGUCGUCUCCCCUGCUAUUGCAGCGUUUGCAGACACCGGCAAUAAUUUGCAACGACCUCACACAGUGCAAUGCUAGCAAAUUUAAGAACUUACAGCAAUUAAAGGCGCAUUCAGUGCAAUGCAAACCACAGCCGGAGACAACAUUGCCACCAGCAGAAUCCCCUGUAGCAGCAUCAGAAAGAGCAGAAGCAUCGGCGCCUGUGACUGUUUGCAAUCCGGCGUCCACUCCUGCGCCCCCCAUAAAGAAGGAGCGUUUCUUUCGCUGCGCACGUUGCAGCACUGUACAUCAAUGUUGGAACUUUUUUCUACACAUGCGGGAAGUGCACCAUCGUUACAUUUGCCUCUACUGUUCGCACGUGUUCGCCAGCGUGGAGAAACUGUCUCUGCAUCUAGAGAACAAGCAUGACAUGGACCAGCGGCACUUUGCCAGUGUCGAAGCGUGGCAGGCGCUGCAGACUCAGGAGGACCGUGCUCGCUUUUUGGUCUGCUGCAAUUGUCAAGCGAGCUUUGAGGGCGGCAGCCGCUUUGAGGAUCACGACUGCGCCGAGCUGAUGCAGCCGUGUGCGUUGUGCGGGCAAAAAGGAGGACAUGUCAAUGGAUGUCGCAAUGGCAGCACCAUCUCCAAUGCCAGAAGCAAUCGCAAGAAGACAGCUAACCGACGAAAACGCAGGACCGCCAAGGCCAGGCCGGCAGCUAAGCCGUCCGAGGAACACCUAAAAGCAAACAAACAGCAGCAGGAGCAGCAGUCGAAUGGGAUGGAGAUUGCCGCGCAGCUGCUUCAAAUGCCGACACAGCCGACGACUGUAACCGAUCACAACGUUCCAGCGCCCAUUGCAGAUGCGCCUCAAGAAGAUCCCCCGCCCAAGCUGGUGGUGCCGAAGAUGAUGCUGCGAGUGCCCAAAGAGUUUCAGAAGUCCGUGGAUGCGGAGCUAAGCAGCACAGACACCGAGGAGGAGGACAACGACGAAUUGCCAUCAGCAGCAGACACGCCAACGGGCGAUGGCGAGGGUAUUGCAGUGCCAUUGCUCACUGAGGAUGCAGUGCAGCAGCAGCARCAACAAUUACACCCAGUGUCCUCGUUGUCGGAGGACACUGAAACAGCCACCGAGACGGCUUCUAUGUUUCAGGAGACAGCGCCCGUACCUGCCGACGUAUCAUUAAACGAGCUGGAGGACGACGAUGAGGAUUCGCCUUCUCUGAAACUGCCUCAUGUUCUGGCGGAAUUUGAGCGCACAAAACUUGACAUCGAGCGCACAAUGGCCCUCAUUGUGGCGAAAAAGGAAUUACAAGAACAGCAACUACAAAAGCAGCAACAACAACAACAGCGGCAACAACAACAACAGCAGCCAGAAGUACAACAGCUGCAGCUGCAGCGCGAGCUGGAGCAACAGCAACGGCAAGAUCAGCAGCAGGAGCAGCUGCCAGCUGAGGCAAAGCAGCAGCGUGGUCGCUGGUCUCUGACGCCGCCCGCCUCGCCGCAUAAUCACAAUCAUAUAGACGAAACGACGCAUGUGCCAAAAGAACAAGUGGAGGCCAACCUGCAGCCUGCGUCAGCAAAGAAUUCACCAGUGCCUGCGCUUGAGCGCCGCAAUACAUUGGGCAGCGAGUGCAUGGAUCUCGAUGACAGCUUAAACGAACCACAGCAAUCGGCUCAAAUGGAACAGUCGGAGCAUCAACAGCCAGUCGCGCCUGAACCUGUGCAUCUGGCCAGCCCCGCAGCUCUUCCGGUGCCCGCAGACGGCAUCCAGGUUGCCGGAGAAGACACGCACACAGUGGAUCUACAGCUGGACAGACCCUUGGACAAAUUCGAAAUGGUAGACUUCAUACGUUUGUGUCUAAAGGCCUUCUAUCCAUAUUGCCUAUAUUGCAAUCACGCGCGUCGCAUUGCCGUAAACGUCAAGCAGCUGGUGUUGCAUCUGAUUGGCGUGCAUCGAUUUACUGCCACUGUGGACAGCAUCACAGCCGAGGAGCUGCAGCCGCAGACAAUUGUGGCGAAGCUAAAAAGCUUUUUGCCUGCCCUGGAGGGCGAUCAUUACAUGAAUUCCGCAAGCUGCUGCAGCCUGGAGGACGGGCGUUUCGCACAGCCCUUCAAUGAGCGCAUCUAUGAGUGCUUCCAGUGCCGCUAUGUGACGGCCACACACAAGGAGCUCUACACGCACAAUCGGCGGCUGCACAUCAAGGCGAACAUCUCGUGCUGCAUGUGCCGCCUGAACUUUUACAGCUUCAGCGAACUGCUGUGCCACAUAUGCCCGGGUCGCGUUUCGAACACUGCUUAUGAUACGCAGUUCCGCUGCUGCCUGUGCGAUACUGCGCCGUUGGCGUCCGCGUUCCGACUCAUGGUUCACUUGCGCAAGCAGCACCAGGCCUGUGAUAUCUGCCUAGAGGACUGCCACACGCAGGCCAAGCUCUCAGCGCAUGUGUGGAAGCACAAGCUCUUGCACCUUUGCUAUCGCUGUGGGAUUGCGUAUCGCAACAAGCAGGACAUAUCGAAACAUUUAUUCUGGAAGCACGGCACAGAGAGCAUCACCUGCAAGCGAUGCCUCCAAAAGCGCUGGCGUCACGUCUACCAUUUCUGCGUGCCUGCUACGCAGUUCACGUGUGAGCAAUGCCAGUUCAUAUUCAGCAAAGCCAUUUACCUGGAGGUGCACAAACGUCAGCAUGUGGGCGACUUUCGAUAUCCCUGCACCGAGGAGCACUGUGAAGAGAAAUUUGUCUCGCGGAAGCUGCUUCUAAAGCAUGCAGCACAGCAUGAGGUGAAGCAGCUGCCGGCUGUACGUGACGCCGACGAGGAGAACGAGGAUGCUGUCUGCUGCAAUCAAAUACCCAAGAUGGAGCAGGAGGAGCAGCGUGCAUUGGACACCGAUCAGUUUGAAUUUGAUAAAAAAAAGGCGCAGCUAAAAGCCGAGUGCGUGCAAUCGUCCACGCCUGAUUCGGAGACAAUAGAUGAAGCAGAUGCAAAGCCGGCAGCCAAGCAAAUAGAUAAAUCUCCGCAGCCAGCUCAGCAGUUGGAAGGACAGCAGGAGCAGGCGCCGCGCAAGCGCCACAAGAAGGCAAAGCGCAACAAAGCCUCGCUGGAGGAUCUAAACCUAAGAGCGCCAAAUCUGUCUGAGUCGGAUAGCAGCGAUGACAGCGCUUCGGAUGGAGGGCGCAGCCUCACCAAGCCGUAUGAGUCCAAUACCCAUGGCUCUUUGCCAAUACGUGCAUCUGUGGACGAUCUGGACAUGCCCCGGGUUAUGCUGUCGCCGUCAUCUGAGAGCGACAACGAGGAGCAAGAGGCGAAUACGGAUUCUAUCAAAACAGAGACAGAGCCGAAACAAGAGCAGAUGGACUCACUCCAGAGUCCGAAAGAGGAAGUGGAAUCAUCUGCAAAAGAAAAGCCCAAAGUGGAGGAAUCAAUAGGUGAAACCUCGGAGCCACAAGAAGUACUAGACAUAUGGAAAAACCUACUGCAAAAUCAGCCUUCUUCAGUGGGUAAAAAGGAAGCGGACGCUACUACAAUAGACGUGGAUGUUGUGCUAACUGCAGAGCAGCGCCGUCCCUUUAAGCUUCACGUGGCCUGGUCCGAUCAUGAUUACUGCAAAAUGCUACGUACUCCCCCACUCACACCAGCGCCCUCGCCCGAGAAGCCGCCGAAUGAGACGUCCUGUAAGGUUAUGAAGGGCAAUGCGUCCAGCGAUAGCGAAACCUCUAGUAGUUCUAGUACCUCGGAUUCAGACAGCUCGACCUGUUCGUGUGGUUCAAAUUGCAGCUGCAGUUCAAGCGGCAGCAGCUCCAGCGAUGAUGACUCCGACAACGAAUCCCAAUCCUCCAAAAAGAGCUCUAAGAAGGUGUCGAAGAAGACGGCGGAGCGACCGCAGGAAUCUAGCAAGAGCGAGGAGUUUGUGAAUGUGACUAGCAACAACGAGGAGGAAGAGCGUCCAGUGAUGCCAUCGCCCAAAUCGCCGAUCUACAAUGAAUCCGACUUCGAGACGUCCGUCUCUGAUACUGACGAGGAGUUCUACGAUGCACAUCCUCAGAAGAUGGCCAGCCACGUAUUGUCGCAAAAGCGCUUGGCGCUGCUCUCGGAGCAUAAACCAGCGCAACUGCACGAUAGCAACGGCAACUAUGACAUAGUGGAGAACAGUCGUCCGUCGACGCCCUCGCUGCCUGAGGAGGCUUCCGCCUUUGCGGACAAGCGGGAGCGUGUGGCCAAGAACAAGAAGAAGAAACGGGAACGCAAAUCAACCUGUAAAACGAUGAAUCAAGCCAAACUAACGUUCAGCUCGGAGCAGAUGGUGGCGCCGCAGCAGCUUCUGCCUCAGGGCCUGACAGCGGCGGGUACUGCAGAAGCUAUGGCCACACCACUGCUGCCGCACCACCAGCAACACUUGCUGCCGCACCUGCUACCGCCCCACCAGCAACACCUGCUGCCCGAGUCUCCAUUGACGCCCCUUAUACAUCGGCCAAGCUGGAAGCCACGUAUGAGCGAGGGAAGCAGCUGCUCCGAUGCCGAUGGGCAGCUGAAGCGCUCGAAGCGCACAAGGCGUCCGAAUAAAUUCUAUGGCUAUACAAGUGAUGAUGAGAACAUGAGCAGUGUCCUGGCGCCGCCUCUGCAGGUGGGCAUGCAGCUGAUUAAACCGCAGCCGCCGCCACAGCUGACGUGGGCCAAGGAAGACUUGCCUACGCCUCCCAAGCAGCAGCGCAGUCGCAGUAAUCAUGGGGAGCAUCAUCAUCAUCAGGCACACCAUUAUCAUCAGCAACACCAUCAGUCGCCGCAGCAGAAUUCGCAUUUGCACAGCAAUGGCAGCACGCGCAAGCGGAACAGACGUGCUACACCAGGCGGAGCUGGCUCCGGCAGCGCCAGACGUGGCGUCAAACGCACCAAGCAGCAGCUGGCGACACCACCAGCCAAAGUGGAGCAACUGCAGCCACAGCUGCCGCCCAUACCCACACUAAAGAUACGACCGGCUCUUCUGCCCGCCAGCGCUGCGGCCAGCGACAGUAGCGACAGUAGCUCCGACGAGGAUGAGAGUGGCGAGAUUAACGUGACCAGUCUGCUGCCAACUCACGCGCCACUGCCGCCCAUGCUGCCAGUGAUGCUGCCUGCACCGCUGGCGGCACCACUUCCACCAUUACCGCCCGCAACGACUGCUUUCAAUCAGCCCAUACCGCCAGCACUGCUGCCCAAUCCGGACUUUAGCACGCUGCAGUACUUCAAGGCGAACAACAUUCGCUAUCCCAUACGUCCGCCGGCCGGGGCUCGAUUGGCUCGUGAAGGCGAAUCGGUAUAUUGUUAUUGUCGCUGCCCCUACGACGAGGUCUCCGAGAUGAUCGCCUGCGAUGGCGACAACUGCCUCAUCGAGUGGUUUCACUUCGAAUGCGUUGGUAUCAUGGUCGCCCCACAGGGCAAAUGGUUCUGUGCCGAGUGCCGACCCAAGCACUCCGGUUGUAUCUAUCCGGGUGCUAAGCCCACGUAACUUUGUAAAUAGUCUUAGAAUCUAGGUUAAGCUACAUUUAUCCUAAAUAACCCAUAUAAUAAACCCUUAACAGCAACAACACCCACUACAGAAUGGAUUACGCUUAUUAAAUGUUAAAAAAUUACUAUUCGUUGUCUCCGUAGCUACGAAAAACUGAAAAAA
Drosophila arizonae is the source of this 7430-nucleotide messenger RNA. RefSeq names its product misexpression suppressor of ras 4 (gene MESR4). Gene Ontology annotation, molecular function: sequence-specific DNA binding. Lineage: Eukaryota; Metazoa; Arthropoda; Insecta; Diptera; Drosophilidae. Gene Ontology annotation, cellular component: nucleus. Gene Ontology annotation, biological process: regulation of gene expression. The record is from RefSeq and is a predicted model, not a curated record.